AUGGGACAAGGACCCUCGAGCCCUAAGCCAGGCUCCCCUCUCUUUAUUGUCUUACGGGACUUCAAACAAUAUCGGCGUAUAGCAGAAGGUUAUGGGUUUCAGGUUACUAAAAAGAAAUUAGCUCUCCUUUGCCAACAGGAAUGGCCCACCUUCGAGGUAGGCUGGCCCCCGGGGGGUACGUUUGACGUCUCGGUGGCCGGCCGGGUCAGGGGAAUUGUCUAUGGUAUACCUGGCCACCCCUAUCAGGUCCCCUAUAUCACCGCCUGGAUUGAUUUCAAACCCCCUUCGGGACCACUACAGGUCCAGGCCCUUUCAAAACUAAGACCAGGAACGGAAUCAAAGACGACCUUUAGCCGCAAGCCUCCCGAAAGUCCUAAGGUUGUCACGCAGCUUACUCCUGUCUUACCACCCCCUGAUUCUGACCCCCUAGAUCCAGCUGAGUACUCCCAGUCCCAGGUUUCAGAUCCACCCCCGUACCCAACCUCAGGGUCUCUGAGCCCCUCAGCCCCUCCUCUGAUAAGUCCACCCCAUACUCGAGCAGGUGCUCCUUAUGGCCCUUCUAAUUCCAGUUUGACCCCAGAUUCCACUGUGUCAGCGUUUCCCCUGCGGCAAGUUCCUUCCCCUCCCGGAGAAUCAGGGAGACCGUUCAUGGUAUAUGUUCCCUUCUCCACCAGUGAUUUGUACAAUUGGAAACAGCAAAACCCAUCCUUCUCUGAUAAGCCCCAGAGCCUAAUCUCCCUCCUAGAGACUGUCUUUUAUACUCAUCAGCCCACCUGGGAUGACUGCCAGCAGCUCCUCCGGGUUCUUUUCACAACCAAGGAGCAUGACAGGAUUCUUUUAGAAGCCAGGAAGGGAGUUCUGGACCCAGAUGGACAUCCCUCUACUGACCUGGGGCGCCGCAACCACAUCUUCCCUGAGAACCGGCCCGACUGGGACCCCAACACUGAUCGCGGUAGGGAAGCACUGGACAGGUAUCGCCAGUUAUUGCUGGGAGGGUUACGGGCAGCAGCACGGAAGCCAACUAAUAUGUCCAAAGUCAGUGAGGUUAAACAGGGCAAGGAUGAGUCCCCAGCUGCAUACUUAGAGCGCCUCUACGAGGCAUAUCGAACCUACACCCCUAUCGACCCAGAGGAUCCCAAUAACCGGAGAGCCAUCGUAAUUGAUUUCGUAGCCAAUUCAGCUCCGGACAUCCGUCGGAAGCUACAGAAACUUGAAGGUUUUGAGGGUAAAAAUCUGACUGAACUCAUGGAAGUGGCUAAGCGGGUGUUUGACUAUCGUGAAGAGACUCAAGACAAGCAAACUCGCACGGUCGCAAGGGCGGUAGUGGCAGCUUUAGCACAGGUUCCAGGGGAGGCUCAGAAGCAAGGGUGGAAAGGAAGGCGGGAGGGGCCAAACGCUGGGCGCCCCUAUAAGGGUAAAGGCUUGGGAAGGCCUCCUUUAGCUCGGGAUCAGUGUGCUUACUGCAAAGCCAUGGGUCAUUGGAAAUCUGAGUGCCCUAAUCGCGGGCUGAAAGAGAAGGCAGAGCCGUUAUUGACUUUGAAUACAGACUAGGGGUGCCCCGGCUCAAAGUCCGUUGUGACUCUUGACCCCCUGGAGCCGAGGGUUACUCUCAGUGUUGGGGGUCAACCUGUCUCAUUCCUAGUCGACUCUGGAGCUGCGGCAUCGGUCCUGAAAUCCCCACUGGGCUCCCUCUCAUCGUCCACUGUGCAGGUCCAGGGAGCUACUGGACGAAAACAGUCUGUACCCCUCACCACUUCUCGGGAAGUCCGGUUAGGGAAGGGCCUAGUCUCCCAUUCUUUUCUAGUAAUGCCUGAUUGCCCUUACCCCUUGCUUGGCCGAGAUCUCCUACACAAGCUUCAGGCUAUCAUUUCCUUUAAGGGACCUAACCCCACUCUCGGGUUUAACCUGCCACAACUUGUUCUCACCUGCCCGUUGUCAGAGGAGUCUCGCCUCCUCCCCCUAACGUUUUCCCCAGACCGCCCCUCGACCACCUCCACCCCUACCUCCCUAACUCUGUUGAACCAUUUCAAAGGCUUGGUUCCUGGAGUCUGGGCUGAGACCAACCCGUUUGGUCUAUCAGGACACCAGCCCCCAGUGGUGGUCCAGCUCUCGUCCACAGCAACCCCUGUGCGUGUCCAACAAUACCCGUUGACUCGAGCUGCCCUUUUUGGCAUCAAGCCUCACAUCGAUCGACUCUUGGCGGCAGGCAUUCUACGACCCUGCCAGAGCUCGUGGAACACCCCCCUACUUCCAGUUCGCAAGCCCGGGUCUGGAGACUUCCGUCCUGUCCAGGAUCUACGAGAAGUCAACGCCCGGGUGGAAACUGUACAUCCUACUGUGCCAAACCCAUACACGUUGCUAUCUUCCCUGGACCCUGCUCGGACUUGGUAUACUGUUUUGGACCUGAAGGAUGCUUUCUUUUCCAUUCCCUUGGCACCAGUAAGCCAACCUAUAUUCGCUUUUACUUGGACAGAUCCUAACACUGGGACAUCCUCUCAGCUCACCUGGACCCGGCUUCCCCAAGGUUUUAAGAACUCCCCUACACUUUUUGGCUCAGCUCUGGCCUCCGACCUGGCCGCCUUCCGGGUCUCGUAUCCGGAGGUCACUCUCCUCCAGUAUGUUGAUGACCUUUUGUUAGCUACUUCCUCUGAGGCAAUAUGCAAAGAUGCAACUCUCCACCUUCUCCAGCUGCUUGAAGCUUCCGGCUAUCGUAUCUCUGGAAAGAAAGCACAACUGUGCUCUCAAUCCGUUGUUUACUUGGGUUUCACCCUUCAUUCUGGUCAAAGGUUACUGUCUCGGGGGCGUGUAGCUGCCAUUUUGGGCAUGCCCGCCCCGAGGGACCGCCGCGGGCUCCGGGAAUUCCUGGGGAUGGCUGGAUACUGUCGCCUCUGGAUCUUGGGGUUUGCCGAGGUUGCCAAACCCCUAUAUGAGGCCCUAACUGGUGAACCCACCCAAUUUGUUUGGGGACCACGGCAGCAGGAAGCAUUCGACAAGCUCCGAAAGGCGCUGUCCAGCACGCCUGCCCUCUCCCUGCCAGACCUGUCCAAGCCCUUCCGCCUCUAUGUGUCUGAGUCUCGAGCUGUGGCCAAAGGGGUUCUGACCCAGCCCCUGGGGCCCUGGAAUCGUCCUGUUGCCUAUCUCUCCAAGCAGCUGGACCCUGUGGCUUCCGGGUGGCCCUCUUGCCUGCGAACUGUGGCGGCCGUUGCCGUCUUGGUUAGGGAAGCCGCAAAGCUCACUUUCGGGCAGCCUCUUGAGAUUUCAGCAUCACAUCAUCUGGAACAGCUUUUACAUUCCCCGCCGACAAGAUGGAUCUCAAAUUCACGCCUGACUCAUUACCAAUCCUUACUCCUAGAUUCCGCGCGCAUCUCUUUCGCUCCUCCGGUCACACUCAACCCGGCCACCCUGCUCCCUGACUCCCCUCCUUCCUCCCCUAUACAUGACUGCCUGGACACACUGGACUCCAUCCACACGUCCCGCCCUGGACUUACUGAUGUUCCUUUAACAAACCCCGACCUAGUGCUCUUCACAGACGGCAGCAGUUUUGUUCAGGAGGGGAUCCGUAGGGCGGGUGCAGCCGUGGUCACUCCGGUUGAGACCCUCUGGGAUACCGCUCUACCCCCUGGCACAUCUGCUCAACGUGCUGAACUCAUUGCCUUAACUCAAGCCCUUAGACUCUCUGCAGGGAGGCGAGUAAAUAUUUACACAGAUAGCCGCUAUGCCUUUGCCACUGUUCAUAUCCAUGGAUAUGUAUAUCUCCAAAGGGGUCUGUUAACCUCGGCAGGAAGGGAGAUUAGGAACAAGAGUCAGAUCCAGGACCUGCUGGAUGCUGUCUGGCUUCCCAAGGAGGUGGCGGUAAUUCAUGUUCCUGCUCACACCCGUGGAACUGACCCCCAGUCUCUAGGGAACGCAGCAGCGGAUAAGGCUGCCCGAGCGGCUGCCUGCAAACCCUUGAUACCCGCUAUGGUCGUGGAACCUGAGGGGAUGCUUCCUGUCCAACCAUCUUAUCAAUCCAGUUAUCCGGAUGGCGGAACCCGGCUUUACGACCUGGUGAGCCGACACUUCUACAGCCCUGGGAUGAAGCAGGCGGCCGAGGAAGCCAUCCUCUAUGGAGCCCCUCCUCCUAUUAUUCCAAGAGUAUCUGCAGCUAUUUCAGCCCCAGAUUUUACUAAUCCGACUCUUCUUAAGUCCUUCCAGGCUUUGCGUGAGGUCCAGAACGCUGUGCGCUCGGUCCUGAAAGCUGCGGGAAAAGAACCAGCCCCUGCAACCUCAUCGGACGCCCUGUCACCAGGAGACUGGGUCCUCACUCGCAAGCUUCCAGCUGGACCAGCCCUGGAACCACGGUGGACGGGCCCGUAUCAAAUUAUCCUCUGCAACCCCUCUGCCGUCAAGGUUGCCGGCCGCAAGGCAUGGAUACAUCGGUCACACAUCAAGAAGGCCCCAGAGCCCAACUCCACCGCCUGGACAGCAGAAGCAGUGUGGAUUCUCUCCCGAACUAACGAUGGGACCACCGUCCAAGCUCUCACCAGUUACGGAGCCCCCACUUUCAGGUUUGACCUCUGUGCCCUCUUGGGACCAGGAUGGAAUCAAAACCGGGCUAUGCGGGACCCUAUCGCUGGGGGAUGGGGAUACUGCCCCACUUUUCCCACCACUCCAACCAUACCCGGGGUAGGGGAAGUGAGAAUCAGAAGUAUUGAAUUCUAUGUUUGUCCGGCCACGGGGAAUCCUUCCUGUCAGGGUAGUAAUCACUUUCACUGCGCAGAAUGGGGUUGUGAGACUGUGGCCAGGUGGAUUCCUAGAGGUGGCCGAGACCCCCUAAUCACCCUGGAGAGACAAAGCCCCCUCCCCGCCUCCUGCUGGCCUGGGAAAUGUAACCCUAUGAUUCUAACAGUCAAGCAGGACACUGAUGACUCUUGGAAUCUCGGACAUUCUUGGGGUCUGAGGUUAUACAUGACUGGAUGGGAUAACGGGGUCCUUUUUACCAUUCAGAAAAUCGCAGUUUCCACCCAUACACUCCCCAUAGGACCGAAUCCCAUCCUUAACCCACAAACCAUGUUGACUCUCACCCCACCAUCUGUUAGGGACCUGGUACCAGAGGCUCCCGAAAAUCCAGAGACCCUCACUAACCUAGGAAUUGCUAUCGAACUCAACAUCACCUCUGUGGGAAAGUUGUCUUUAAGUAAGUCCAAACAAUCCUCUGCCAUACCUGCCCGCUGUAACCCAGACAAGCCUAGACUUACCCUAGACGAUGUCCAGGGCAAAGGAAUGUGUUUGCUCGGGCCUGACUACCCGCUGCGGUCCUCCCCAUUCAAUGCUACGUGCACUUCAGUCAUUCUUAUUUCCCCCACAUCCAAAAGCUCUGACCUCCUGUUAACCGCCCCACCUGGAGUAUGGUUCGCUUGUACCAGAGGACUCACCACCUGCAUACAGGACAUUCGUUUCCUCAACCCGACCGAGCUCUGUGUAGUGGUGCGUGUCUUUCCUCAGGUAUAUGUCUACUCAGAGGAAGGGGCAGCUGAGCAUAUUGGCUUAACUCGCUCCAGGAGGGCUGUACCCUUUUUGGUUCCCAUACUGGUGGGACUCGGAGUGGCCGGCUCCGCUGCUGUUGGGGCCUCAGCCCUGAUACAGGGGAAAGCCAACUACGGUGCCUUGAGUGCACAGGUAGAUAGGGACCUACGCUCCUUGGAAGAGCUAGUCUCACACCUUGAGACUUCCCUAGACUCUCUGGCCGAAGUGGUUCUCCAGAACCGCCGAGGCUUGGACCUACUGUUCCUCAAACAGGGAGGCUUAUGCAUGGCGUUGGGAGAAACCUGCUGUUUCUACGCCAAUCGGUCUGGAGUUAUUCGGGAGUCCUUGCAAGCCUUUAGGCAGCGGUUAGAUGAGAGGGACCGCGCACGGGCAACGGGGUCUUUUUGGUAUCAGACCCUAUAUAAUUGGUCCCCCUGGCUAACCACCCUACUCUCCGGAGUGGUGGGCCCUCUGGCCCUUCUCCUCCUUGGGUUACUCGUGGCCCCUUGUCUCAUAAAAUGCAUCACCCGCUACGUCCAGAAACAAGUGCAAGCACUCCAGUUGUUUGUCCUGCGUCAAUCCUAUGCUCCUCUGGACUCUGAUGAGUCCCCCGUCUGA
Vombatus ursinus (common wombat) is the source of this 6123-nucleotide messenger RNA. RefSeq lists its product as uncharacterized. Gene Ontology annotation, biological process: virion assembly; proteolysis. NCBI's taxonomy places the organism in Eukaryota, Metazoa, Chordata, Mammalia, Diprotodontia, Vombatidae. The record is from RefSeq and is a predicted model, not a curated record. The transcript is spliced from 5 exons. Gene Ontology annotation, molecular function: nucleic acid binding; RNA-DNA hybrid ribonuclease activity; aspartic-type endopeptidase activity.